Molecule: messenger RNA, 2584 nt
Organism: Papilio polytes (common Mormon)
Lineage: Eukaryota; Metazoa; Arthropoda; Insecta; Lepidoptera; Papilionidae
Gene: Gmap
Product: MAR-binding filament-like protein 1-1
Exons: 20
Coding region: 1-2469 (822 amino acids)
Source: RefSeq, a predicted model, not a curated record
AUGCAACACAAAGCUGCACAUCUUCGCAGUCAACCCCAUUUAGAAACAGCAACUGAUGAUAAGGUUACAAAAUGCUCUAACAAUGUUAUUGAAGUACCACAUGCAGUCACAGAAGCUAAAGUUAAUGAAGAGCCACAGCACAUUUCUCAUGAAAUUUAUCACCCUAGUGAAGAAUUUGUAAGUGAGUCUACCAAAGAAUUUAAAGUAGAACCAAACGAUCUUGAUAGAAAUUCAUCGGAGCCGCCUGCGAUAAAAGAACUGCAAGAUACUUUAAAAUUGAUAACUGGCGAUGAAUACAAAACGCCAAAUGAAAGUGAAUUGAACCUAACUACUGGACCAAAGCCACAACCGAAGAAACAAGUGGUUAACGACAACCAAGAUCCUAAUGAUAUUUCCGCAGUGUUUGUUACUAAACAAGAGGAAUUUCAUCGAUUGAAGAAGGAGUUGGAUUUGAAACAGCAAGCCAUAUUGGAGAUAUUUAACAAUCUGCAAAAUUUACGGGACCGUAUGAUAAAGGAAGGCAAAUCUGGCGAAGGCGAGGGUUUGAACCAACAGGAGCUGAUGAUCUUCAACGUGGCGGACUGGGCGGCCACGGAAGUUGCACAGUUGGUGCGCAACUGUAACCCCGCUGCAGAAGGAGCGGGCGAAAUUAUCAAAGCAAUUGCGCCUAUUGACGAUGAAUUUUUGUCCGAAUGGGAUAGAAAAGUAUUGAACUUGCCCGGAAAUUUUGCCGACUUAUGUUUACAGGCAUUCACUGCCCGCCAAGAGGUUAUAGAUUGGGUUAAAGAGAUAAUAGCAAACCAGGAGACAAUAAAUGAGGAGGACCUGAGCCGCAUAACAAUCUACAACAAACAAGGGCUCGAACUUUGCGAGCAGCUUGGCGAUCUAAAAACCCAAGCAGAUGCUUCGUUGCAGGGAAUUACCCAACUAUUAAAACGUGCAUGUCAAGAACGUGGACUAUUGAUAACUGUGGGAGAAUCGCUAGUGAAGCAGAUUGCCCAUCUACGGCAAGAUAUUACAGUGAACACAGCCAUAGCGAUGGAGAUUAACACGGCUAAUUCAACUGGAACUGAAUUAGCUAAAGCACUGGAGGAUACUCGUUUCGAGUUAGAAGAGGAACGUGCAUCUAAAUUGAUUCUUAAAGACAAGCUGUCUACCGCGGAGUCGCAGCUGCGUCAGUCGCGGCUACGAGUUAACAAAAUGGACAGACAGCUACGGGAAGCAGAAGCUAGUAUAGCUAGCCUUACAAUGACAGUAAAGUCAUUAGAAGACCAGAGUCGCCAAAAAGAAGUACAGUUAGAGGCGCGUGCGAGGAAGUUGAAAGAAUCUCUGAAGACCGGGGAGAUGACCAACAGUCACGUGAUCCAACAGCGUGACGCAUUGCAGACAGAGUUAAAUGAAAUGAAAGAGCAAUUGCAAAGAAAUGUUUCGGAUAGCCAGAAUACGGUACAGGAAUUGAAUAAUAAAAUGAAAGAACUGAAAUCAACUCUCGAAGAAGAGAGGAGAAGAAAGCAAGAAGAACAGGAGAUGAAGAUAAUGUUCGAAGAUUCUUAUAGGGAAAGUUUGAAUACUAUUGAAGAAUUAAAAAUGCAAAUAGCUGAUCUUGAAAAUAGCAAACCAAACCCAGAUCUUCCAACUGAAAGAGAAAUGGAAUUAAGAGCAGAUCUUAUCGCAACGAAGGACACAUUGCGUGCGACAGAAGAAGAAAUUAUAUCGUGCAAACGUGAAAAAGUCCGCUUCUUGGAAACGCUCACGAAAAUCACUGAAUCUGAUAACAAAAUGGGAAUGCAACAGAAACUGGCGGGCGAGCUCCUAAGCAAGGAAGAACUUAUUAGCAAGAUGCAAUCACAAAUUAGAGAAUUGACGAAAAACAUUAAACUCAAUGAACAAAAAGUUUUGCAAUAUGAGCAAUAUGUAAGAGAUAUGCAAACGUGCGUUCCAGUUUCAUCAGACGGACAAGACACCUCUAAUAGUUCAGCAUAUCAAGAAUUACAGCAAGAGAUAAUGAAUCUUAGAAUGGGUCUCCUAGAAGCAGUGCACAGAAACGAGGAGUUAACAGAAAUGUUGAUUCAAAAAGAACAGCAGUUGGAACAGCAGGAUAAGACGUCACGUGCCCAGGCAAGGGUCAUCAAGGUCCGGGAAGAAUUAAUCAACAUGCUUCAGAAUAAAGAGACUGAACAGAGUCGUGAACUGUCCAUUCUACAGCAAGAUCUUGAACAUCGAAUGAAAAUUGUAGACGAGGUAAACAAACAAAUAGCCGCAAAGGCGGAAGAAAUUCAAGAGUUAUUCUCGACGUUGGAAAGCAAACAGCAACAGAUCCAUCGGUUGGAGAAAAUUGUUUUAGCACUGGAAGAACAACAGAGACGAGCGCAGGCGCAACGUACUCGGCACGAAGAGAAAAUUGCAGCACUCGAACAUGAGAUAGCAGCUGGUGGCAUUCGGAGGGAACGGAAAUUUUUGUUUUUUUAAGAAUCAUCAAGAUUGCGUCGUUGUCCAAAUUGUCCUCGUGGGUGUGAACAUUGACACAAAAUGUAAUUUGAAAUCGUUUUCGUUGUUGGAUUAUUAAAAUAAAAAGUGCACUUUA